AUGCCGCAACCAGCUGGACUCAAGGAGAGUACGCCUUCGGCCGACAGUCUUUCCGCCGCUGUCCCCCACUUAUCUCUCUCGGAAUCUGGACUACCUGCCAAAAAUCUGGCCAUACAGCCGCCGAACCCCCCUGGAAGGACCGAAGAGGAGAGACAGGCUCAUCAGAACUUCACCAAUGAGGCCCUUGAGAUGGCGCGCCUAGCCCUUCGCACCAACGAAACACCUGUGGGCUGUGUCCUCGUCCACAACGGCACUAUCAUCGCAAAGGGCAUGAACGCCACAAACAUAACACGAAAUGGCACUCGUCACGCAGAGUUCAUGGCCCUCGCCGCCCUUUUAGCCCGCCCAAGAUUACCGGGUGCGGCCUUUACCCACGUCGGCGAUGCUAACAGUUCCGAAUGUUCGACAGAGGAACAAGGCAAGACCGAGAUGUCAGUAGAUCAUGGCAUGUCUCCAGAGCAGGGAUAUCUCUACCCGUACGGCCAGAAACUACACCCCUCCCGAGAAGUCGAUAAAUCAAUCGUGCAGGAGUGUAUCCUCUACGUAACCGUGGAGCCAUGUGUCAUGUGCGCCUCCCUGCUCAGGCAGCUGAGGAUCAGCAAGGUAUUCUUCGGCGCGGUCAAUGAUAAGUUUGGAGGCACUGGCGGGGUCUUCAGCAUUCACAACAACAGUGUUCCAACGAGUUUAGACCAGGCCAGACCUCAAGGGGAUGGCGGCAAUGUUGAGCAUGGGUUUGAGGUGGAGGGAGGUUGGGGUCGUGACGAAGCUGUUGGCCUCCUCCGCCGAUUUUAUGUCCAGGAAAACGGCAGAGCACCGAUUCCACGGAAGAAAGAGGGACGUGCAGCACGGCUUGCCGCCCUGGAACGUGACGCCAACGAACCCUCGGCGUCUUCUACUACUGCGCCUGAUACAGGCGAGACCAUCGGUUGCACCCAAUCUCAAGCACGAGACGAGCAGCUCGGUGUGGGCGUUGAUCGAAGCCUCGCCAUCGCCCAAUUGGCGGAGACGGCCUCACUGCCCCUAUCUUCUUAA
Scedosporium apiospermum is the source of this 1032-nucleotide messenger RNA. RefSeq lists its product as uncharacterized. The record is from RefSeq and is a predicted model, not a curated record. Gene Ontology annotation, biological process: tRNA wobble adenosine to inosine editing. Gene Ontology annotation, cellular component: nucleus; cytoplasm. The coding region runs from base 1 to 1032 and encodes 343 amino acids. Lineage: Eukaryota; Fungi; Ascomycota; Sordariomycetes; Microascales; Microascaceae. The transcript has 3 exons. Gene Ontology annotation, molecular function: tRNA-specific adenosine-34 deaminase activity.